Messenger RNA from Tachyglossus aculeatus (Australian echidna), 729 nucleotides. Its product is annotated as olfactory receptor 14I1-like. Gene Ontology annotation, biological process: G protein-coupled receptor signaling pathway. The coding region runs from base 1 to 729 and encodes 242 amino acids. Lineage: Eukaryota; Metazoa; Chordata; Mammalia; Monotremata; Tachyglossidae. The record is from RefSeq and is a predicted model, not a curated record. Gene Ontology annotation, molecular function: olfactory receptor activity; odorant binding. The transcript is spliced from 5 exons. Gene Ontology annotation, cellular component: membrane.
AUGCUCAGAACUCUCUGUUCCAAGGAAGACCGUUUGUGCUACAGGCAUGAGUUUGGUACCCACAGCAUCACUGGAGAGGUAAUGUUCAACAUCACAACGGGGUCGGAAUUCCUCCUCCUGGGGUUCUUGGAGGUUUGGGAGCUGCAGAUGUUCCAUUCUGCAUUGUUCCUCCUGGUCUACCCGGUGGACCUGACAGAGAAUCUCUUCAUUGUCACCGUCACUGCCCGGGAUAAGUGCCUCCACAUCUCCAUGUAUUUCCUCUUCAGCAACCAGGCCCUCAUCGACCUCUGCCUCCGCUUCGUCACUGUCCCCAAGUCCGUCAUCAGCUCCCUGACUAACAACAGAUCCAUCUCUUUCCUGGGAUGUGUUUUACAAUUUUUCUCCGUUAUAUCUUUGGCAUCCACUGAAAUGAUCUUGCUCAUUGUGGUGUCCCACGACUGCUAUGUUGCCAUCUGCCCCCCCUUGUUAACUGUGAUCUGGAGGCUGGAAGUAGGAAAAGUAGGCAUUGUAGGAACCUUUCUCUGGGAAUGCCAUGGCUCUGGAACCAUGCUGAGGAUGCUGUCCUCAGAAGGCUGGACCAAAGCCUUCUCUACCUGCGUGCUCCACCACCUUAACGUGGCUUUCUUCUUCUCCAACAGUUCCUUUGCUUAUCUGAAACUGCUCUCUGACGCUUUCUCACUUCAGGACCUGCUGGUGUGUUUUCUCAUUUAUCAGACGGUGUCUCACUGA